Carassius gibelio (silver crucian carp) is the source of this 2515-nucleotide messenger RNA. Its product is annotated as mRNA export factor GLE1. Gene Ontology annotation, cellular component: cytoplasm; nuclear pore cytoplasmic filaments; nuclear pore. The transcript is spliced from 15 exons. Gene Ontology annotation, biological process: regulation of translational termination; poly(A)+ mRNA export from nucleus; regulation of translational initiation. Gene Ontology annotation, molecular function: phospholipid binding; inositol hexakisphosphate binding; translation initiation factor binding. The record is from RefSeq and is a predicted model, not a curated record. The coding region runs from base 67 to 2061 and encodes 664 amino acids. Lineage: Eukaryota; Metazoa; Chordata; Actinopteri; Cypriniformes; Cyprinidae.
GUGGCGGCCUGUUCGAUUAUUACGGUGUCUGUUUCAUAUCGAGUAAAUCGGUGUAAAAACACUUUAAUGUCUUUAAAAAUGCACUCUGAAAAUCUACGAUGGGAGACUUUAGAAGCUCUGAAAAACUCUCCGAAGGGGAAUCUCAAAUACAGUCCAGACUGGCUGGAGAAGAGGGAGGAUGUUCUGGCGGGCUGUAUGGAGAUGUCCAGUCUGUCUCCUCUCUCAGGACAGAUUCUGAAGAGACUGAGUCCUCGUCCGCGGCUCAAGACCUGCUCGCUGACUUCAUGUGUUCGUGAUACCAGUCCCGGGCUCUCAGAAGAUGCUUCGUUUCCCAUCAGUCCCAGACAGAUUUCAUCUCCCACCUCUUCGUCUCCGGUCUCCAUCCACGCUGAGGAGGAAGAGCAGAAGAAAGCUGAAGAAACCAAGCCGGCUCCUGCAGCAAGCGUCAUCUCAUCUCCAGUGAUUUCCGUCCUGUCGCCCAGAGCCACACAGAUGGCCGGCUGUAUCCUCAUGUGUGAGCACAAACACAAGGCCAAAGCAAAGGCGGAGCUGAGUCUCAGACAGGAGCAGCAGGAGCGGCUGGUGGCCAGCGUCUCUAACUGUGAGUCUGAGCAGCUCAAACGCUACGAGGAGUUCAUGGAGCUCAAACAGAGACAGGAGUACCAGAGUAUGAGAGACAUGAUGGAGAAAGAGACACAGGAGAGUCUCGGCCGGCAGGAGAAGCUGCGAGAGGAACACAGACACAGAAUGAAAAUCCUGAACCUGCGUCUGCGGGAGGCGGAGCUUGAGCGACAGCGGGAGGCGGAGCUUGUGCGUCAGCGGCAGGUGGAGGGCAGAGAGCGGCACAGAGCUAUCAACGCCAUACAGGAGGAGGUGCUACAGCUCAACCAGCUCCUACAGCCACGCCCCUCCACACAUACAGACCCCGCCCUCGACCACACCCCCUACGUCACCCGCGGCAACCAACUCUGCUCGCAGGUCUCCAAAGUGGUGCCAGCAUCUGCAGAUGGUCAGUUUCCCAGCGUGGAGGAUUUGACCGUGGCGGAGCGAGCGCUACAGGAAAUGAGGUCACUGGUCAGAAACCUUCAGGACGAGGUGGCACAGGCUGCCGAGAGGAAGAGGAAGAAGCAGGAGGAAGAAGAGGAGAAGAAGAAAAGACACGAGGAGCUGAAAACCCAACAAGAGGAGCAGAAGAAAAACGCAGCACAGUCCGCCAAAGAGAAGACAAGGAAACAGGGUGAGGGAGCAAGUCUGCAGACAGGGGCGGAUGACAGCACUUUAAAAUGGUUCAACACCCUGCAGGAUUCGGCCAGUCGGUGCACUCAGGCGUUUGAUGAGCUCAGCACAGCUAAAGACACGCAGACCAAGAAAUUAAAAAUGGAGCUCCAAAAGGCCGCGACCACACCAGUGAGCCAGAUCGCAAACAUCUCCGGUGCUCCGCUGAAGGAGGCCUUUGAGAAGAUGGACAAGCUGUUGUCUGGUCGUCCAGUGACGUCCGCUGGAAAGACAGUGUCGACGUCCCAGCAUCCUCAGGGGUCGGAGUUUGUCGGUUAUAAACUAGCGGAGAAGUUUGUGAAACAAGGAGAAGAGGAGGUGGCGUCCAAUCAUUCGGCAGCGUUCCCCAUCGCCGCUGUGGCCUCAGGCAUCUGGGAACUGCAUCCUGCAAUCGGAGAACUUAUACUCGCUCACCUCCACAGGAAGUGCCCUUACGCUGUGCCACACUAUCCACCGAUGGAGCGAGGCACGUCUGUGGAGGAUCACCAGAAGUCAACGUGGCUCGCACAAAUCCUCAACAUGGAGCCACUCGCUGACAUCACGGCUACUAUUCUCUUCGACUUCCUGGAGGUCUGUGGAAAUGCUUUGAUGAGACAAUAUCGAGGGCAGUUCUGGAAACUGAUAUUGCUUAUUAUUGAAGAAUACUUUCCGAGGAUCGAAGCGGUCACCAGCACCGGUCAGAUGGGCUCCGUAACCAGACUCAAACAGUUUCUAGAGACGUCUUUAAGAACCAAGCAGAUUCCCGCUCCCAGGAGCGAGCUUGGCUCCGCCUUCUUCAAGUCCUGAUUGGUGGAAAUCAACCUGACAAAUGUUUAAAGAAAAAUGCUCUACACUGAAAUGAAGCAUAAGCCAACACUGUUUAGUGGAUGAAUGAGUGUUAAUGUGUUUUUCUCAUCUGUAGGAUUUAUUUAAUCGAGCAUCAUGCCUUCUUAAGUUCAAGUUUGUUUUCUUUUAUCGGAGAAAUAUAAGGAACUGAUGUCCUUAUUCUCAAUUUAGUUUAUGUUGGUGUCUUAAUGUAUCCAUACGAUCUCAAAUUCAUAAAAAAUAUCCUUUAACCAUCUGUUUUAGACAAGUGACAUUAACAGUAUUACAGUAAUCAGCUUAUUCUAUAAGCUUUAUUUCUGCAAUAUGGUGGAGUGUAAUUUCACGUGCGUACACUAAUAUGAAAUGUAGCCUACUGUAUAUUGAUGCGGAUAUUUAUGAUUUUAUAUGGUAUAAGGAUUAAACCAAGUACACCAAG